Messenger RNA from Heteronotia binoei (common prickly gecko), 483 nucleotides. RefSeq names its product family with sequence similarity 162 member B (gene FAM162B). The transcript has 4 exons. The record is from RefSeq and is a predicted model, not a curated record. The coding region runs from base 1 to 483 and encodes 160 amino acids. Lineage: Eukaryota; Metazoa; Chordata; Lepidosauria; Squamata; Gekkonidae.
AUGCUGACUCCAUUUGGGACACGAAUCCGUUUCUGGUUUGGGCGGCUCCUGGCUGAAGGACAUCUUGGUGCUCCAGUGCAGCGGCUUCUAGAACCAAGUGUCCCGGGCUCUGCAGCAGUGGCCUGCACUCAUCAGAACAGAAGCCCAGACCCACUUAACUCAGCUGAGAAGAUUCACAAAGUGCCUGGUGGCUACAGACCCUCACCAUUUGACAAGAAAAUCCUCUUGUGGACGAGGCGCUUCAAGAAAGAAGAUGAAAUUCCUCUAAGGAUCCCGCUGGAGAUGAUGGAUGCUGCCAGGAAUAAAGCUCGAAUCAAGGGGUGUUACAUUAUGAUUGGUCUCACCAUUGUUGCCUGCUUUGCUGUGAUCACAUCUGCUAAAAGAGCUGCUGAACACCACGAGACCCUCACCAGCUGGAACCUAGCAAAGAAAGCCAAGUGGCGUGAAGAAGCUGCAAUAGCUGCUGAGUCCAAGGCUAAAUAG